GAGAGCUCAGCCCUAGCCUCUCCUCCCUCUGCCGGAGCUGGGACAGGGAGGGAAGGCUUCAGUUGGCUGCCACUGGGGCCUCUUGACUGAGCAAAGGACAGAGGGAUGGAGGAAGGGAGGAUUGCUCUGGCCCCAUGGGCCCAUCUAAGCCACCACCACCCCUGCCUCAGCUCUCCAAAGCUAGAGGCCUCCCCACCAGUACCUCCUUUCCCACUCGCCCUACAUCCGGCUACCAUUUCCUGCUGAAGGCAGCAACAAACCUGCAGACCACCCCAAAGCAAGGACCUGUCUUUGGGAGGCAAGGGUGGGGUGCACCUGCUAGAGUGAUACCCGGCCCUGCAGAGAAACCAGAGGAAGACAUCUACCUGGAGUGUGAGCCGGAUCCAGUCCCAGCCUUGACCAGAAGUCUAAGCUCUCAAGUCCUGAUGCCCCAAGUCCCUCUGCCAAGGACAUCUGUAGUGCCCAGGCCCACCAUUGCUUCCCAGGAAGCUUGGAAUGGAGCAGUGGAAGCUACAUCAAAAGGAUCUGCAUUAAACCGGGAAGGUCCCAGUCGGUGUCACAAGAUCAGUCCUCACUUGGAAGUCAAAAAAGGCCUGUCUGCAGCGAAGAAGCCGUCAAUUCACUGUGCAGCCCCUAUGCUGAGCACCUCUACUGCUGAGGACAAGAGCCUGCUGGGUCAGCCUUGGUAUUCAGGAAACUAUGACCGUCAAGCUGUUGAGAGAGCCCUGCUCCGCUUCCAAAAGGAUGGAGCCUAUACUGUGCGCCUCAGCUCGGGACCUCACAGCUCCCAGCCCUUUACCCUGGCAGUACUCCUCCGAGGUCGGGUCUUCAACAUUCCCAUCCGGCAGCUGGAUGGUGGGCACCACUAUGCCCUGGGCCGGGAGGGCAGGAAUCAUGAAGAGCAAUUCUCCUCAGUGGCAGCCAUGGUUCAGCACUACAUGAAGCACCCCCUACCCCUUGUGGACAGACACAGUGGCAGCCGGGGAUUCACUUGCCUGCUUUUCCCCACCAAGCCCUGAAGAAAUAGUGACAUACAAAUCCAUCUCUAGACCACAGUGUGCUCCUUCCCCAUCCCCUCCCACUUUGGGCUACCUUCCUUUCCCUCCCCAGCCCAUCUACCCCAAAGUCCCUGCAGGUCCCAAACGAGAGGCACUAGGAAGAGCUGCCUGGAGAGGAUGGCUUCUGGGAGAAGUGGCCUCUUCAGAAAAGGGCACUGCUUAGCUAGCCAAGGGGAUCCUUCCCUGCCUCCUUCUCUUGGGGGUUAGCACCCUCUGGAAGGGACUAGGCUUCCCAGC
Messenger RNA from Nannospalax galili (Upper Galilee mountains blind mole rat), 1295 nucleotides. RefSeq names its product SH2 domain containing 6 (gene Sh2d6). The transcript is spliced from 13 exons. Gene Ontology annotation, biological process: cell surface receptor protein tyrosine kinase signaling pathway; intracellular signal transduction. The coding region runs from base 135 to 1019 and encodes 294 amino acids. Gene Ontology annotation, cellular component: cytoplasm. NCBI's taxonomy places the organism in Eukaryota, Metazoa, Chordata, Mammalia, Rodentia, Spalacidae. The record is from RefSeq and is a predicted model, not a curated record.